Molecule: messenger RNA, 2300 nt
Organism: Austrofundulus limnaeus
Lineage: Eukaryota; Metazoa; Chordata; Actinopteri; Cyprinodontiformes; Rivulidae
Gene: slc52a2
Product: solute carrier family 52 member 2
Exons: 4
Coding region: 94-1413 (439 amino acids)
Biological process (GO): riboflavin transport
Cellular component (GO): plasma membrane
Molecular function (GO): riboflavin transmembrane transporter activity
Source: RefSeq, a predicted model, not a curated record
CGGAAGAGACGCUUUCUGUCGGCGCUUUUCUUAAAAGGUUAAUAAAAUAAGUGCGGAUAUCUGACAGAUUUUCCGGUCGAACUGAGCGGAACCAUGUCCGGCAGCUGGUGGAGCGGUACCGCGGUGACCCACGGGCUCACGGCCCUGUUCGCCAUGGGUUCGUGGGUUUCUGUCAACAGUCUGUGGGUCGAGCUGCCGGUGGUGGUCCGGGAGCUUCCCGAAGAGUGGAACCUUCCUGCCUACCUGUCCGUCCUCAUAGCUCUGGGGAACCUGGGUCCGAUGGCGGUCACGCUGACCCACCACUGCGCUCCGGGUCGUUUGAACGAGCGAGUCCUGAUCCACUCCAUCCAGGUGCUGGCGGUACUGGCGUCCGCCCUGCUGGCCAUGUUCUGGUCCCACACCGUSACGGUGGCAGGAGUGGACCGGUCCGUGCCCUUCCUGGUCCUGACCUUCGUCCUGGCCUCGGUCUGCUGUACGUCCACCGUCACCUUCCUGCCCUUCAUGUUCCGGUACCCCUCUCAGUACAUCCGGACCUUCUUCAUCGGGCAGGGCCUCAGCGCCCUGUUCCCCUGCGUGGUGGCGCUGGYUCAGGGGGUCAGCCAGCUGGAGUGCAGGACGGUGAACGGGACGGUGAAGCCCGAGCGUCUGCAGGAGAACUUCCCUGCUCAGAACUUCUUCUGGUUCAUGUUCGUYAUGCUGCUGGUCUCAGCUCUAAGCUUCAUGGCUCUGACCAGCAGACGGACCGACCCGCAGCAGGACAGCCCGCCCAAGGAGCUGGACGGCGUCGCUGCGACCAAGAACGGAGAGGAGACGCACAAGCUSUACAACGGAGGAGCGCCGGUGUCUGAGGAGGAGGUGAAGGUGGAAGAGCAGCCGCCUGCUCCGGCCUUCUGGACGUCACGAAACAUUUACCUGCUGAUUCUGCUCGCCGUCUCCAACGCCCUGACCAACGGCGUGCUUCCAUCGGUGCAGAGCUUCUCCUGUCUGCCCUACGGCUCCAUGACCUUUCACCUCUCUGUGGUUUUGGGCAACAUCGCAAACCCCCUGGCCUGCUUCCUCGCCAUGUUUGUAGUUCUCAGGUCCUCUGCAGGUCUGGGCCUCCUGUCUUUGGCCGCAGGCGUCUUCGCAGCGUAUCUCAUGGCGUUGGCGGCGCUCAGCCCCUGCCCUCCGCUCCUGGGAAACCCYGCAGGAGUGGCGCUGGUGGUGGUCUCCUGGAUUGUUUUCACGGGACUCUUCUCRUACCUGAAGGUGGUGAUCGGGUCCUUGCUGCACGAGGCGGGUCACGCGGCGCUGCUGUGGUGCGGUAUCUCCAUCCAGGCGGGCUCCCUGGUGGGAGCUCUCACCAUGUUCCCCCUGGUGAACGUCUACCAGGUCUUCACUGCAGCCCGGGACUGUGACAACGACUGCAGCUAACAGCUAACAGCUACUUCCUGUUGCAGAUCCACACCUGUGUUUUUAGCAGACCUGAGCAGAUGAAGUGGUUUACUGCAGACCCUGACCCAUUGUGUUGGUUCUGGUCCGGUUUACCAAAAGACACAUCAUUCCUUCACCAACUCUGCUACUUUCCUCCGUUUGGUGCCAACAAAGCUCCUCCCUGCUGCAGGAGGUGGAGCUUUUCAAACUUGUAGUUUGAUCAGACUCUCUGUGAAAUUUAUAUUUGUUUUUCACAAAAACACAAUAACUUUUAUAUUUUAAUAUAUUUAUUAAUGGAUGAACAGAGAAGAAGAAUCAGGCUGGAUGAUGUUUUAAUUAAUUUAAUUAAUUUAAUCCUGAUGAUAAACUGUCUUACUGCCCUCUAGUGUUCAUUUAGGGGAAAAUCAUCUCAUGAUUUAUGAAUUCCUUUCAGUUAAUUUUGUUAUUUUUACUCAUAUUUUUAUAUCAGCCCACUKGUAUGGGAUAAAACUUGUGCCWGCAGGAAGUGAAUGUGAAUUUCUCAGAUUGAAUCUGAGUGUUUAUAAGUGAUGGGAUGAUGAUACAAGGAGUGUGUCGACACACUACACAAACUGUGUCGGCUCUGUUUUGACACUGUGUUGGUCACUCUAUAGUGACCCCUGCUGUAGUUAUAAAUUACUGCAGGUAAACAAAAUGAAGAGAAGAUAGAUGCUGCAAACAUCAGCCUGUGAAAUAUUGAAUCACCAGUUUUUUACUUAAAAUAUGAUGUCAUCAUUUAAUUUGCUCAAUUUGUUUACUGAGUUAAGUUGUUCAUGAGAAGAGUUUAAAACUUAACUUAAAAACCUUGUUUGUCUAACCUGAGUUGUAAAAUACAGCAGAUUUGUCUGUAAUAAAAUUCAAAGUUAAAA